Messenger RNA from Capsicum annuum, 2473 nucleotides. RefSeq names its product probable alpha-amylase 2. Gene Ontology annotation, molecular function: calcium ion binding; alpha-amylase activity. Gene Ontology annotation, biological process: carbohydrate metabolic process. The transcript has 12 exons. Bases 941 to 2164 code for a protein of 407 amino acids. Lineage: Eukaryota; Viridiplantae; Streptophyta; Magnoliopsida; Solanales; Solanaceae. The record is from RefSeq and is a predicted model, not a curated record.
AAUUGAGACUAAAUAUUAAAAAAGUAAUAAUUUCUUACGAUAUAUUUUAAAAUUUCUACAUAAUUUUUUAGUAUUUCUCUCGUCUAUUUUCUUACUUCAAUAUUCUUUUAUCUUAGUCUUACACAAAUUAUUUUUAAAUUUCUACAUAAUUUUUUAGUAUUUCUCUGAUGUAUUUUCUUACUUCAAUAUUCUUUUAUCUUAAUCUUACAUAAAUUGUUUUUAAAUUUCUACAUAAUUUUUUUAGUAUUUCUCUCGUCUAUUUUCUUACUUCAUUAUUCUUUUACCUUAGUCUUACACAAAUUGUUUUUCAUAUUUGAUUAAAGUUUAAUUAAUCAUGGAUUAUGAUGUGAGUUUUGACAUAUUUGCCUUCAACUUCCGGUGUUCACACUUCCAUCUUACCCCGUCGCAAUUUUAAUGAAAUGUCACUCCGCCAUUGGAGCCGUCGCCAGGCCACCCAUUUAUCACUCGUCAGUUCCAAGCUUCCAAUCAACACUCGCCACGUGUCACUCUCCGUUUGCCAUCAAACACGAAUACCACUCGCAAACGAUUUCGAUCGACUCGCUUUCUGUUAAUUCCUCGAAUCUUAUUUCCAUUUCGUUAAUAUAUAAAAGUUAUUUUCUUUUUAGUAUUCCGUGUUUAUGUGGUUAUCGAAUUCUCAAUUUGUUUGCUGGCAGAUAUUCCUGCUUUUUUUCAAUUGAAUUUAUCAUUUUUAAUUCUAACGGCUGAGAAUUUAUGAUUCCUUGUCAGAGGAAUAAGGAAUAAAUCCAAUUUGACCUAUUUUUCCAGCUUUUUUCCCAUUUCGUUUCUGUAUAAAUACUAGAGAGUAGGUAGGUUGAGGAGGUAUCAAUUUCAAGCUGCGAUCGAUCGACUUUUUUUUACUGAGCUAGCAAACGAGCAGGACCAUUAGGGGCUUUCUUGGUACUUUCAGCUUCAAUCCAUAAUGGGAUUUGAGGAAAGCCAGCAGACUGAUCCAUUGGUUGUGAUACGCAAUGGAAAAGAGAUCAUAUUGCAGGCCUUCAACUGGGAAUCUAAAAAAUAUGACUGGUGGAGAAAUUUAGAUGGGAAAGUUCCUGAUAUUUCAAAGUCAGGCUUCACAACAGCUUGGCUGCCUCCGGCAUGUCAGUCAUUGUCUCCUGAAGGUUACCUUCCACAGAACCUUUAUUCUCUCAAUUCUUCAUAUGGUUCUGAGCAUCUGUUAAAAGCUUUGCUUAAUAAGAUGAAGCAGUAUAAAGUUAGAGGGAUGGCAGACAUAGUCAUUAACCAUCGUGUUGGAACUACCAAAGGGCACGGUGGAAUGUACAACCGCUAUGAAGGAAUUCCUUUGUCUUGGGAUGAACAUGCUGUUACAUCUUGCACUGGUGGAUUGGGUAACAAAAGCACCGGAGACAACUUUAAUGGAGUUCCAAAUAUAGAUCAUACACAAUCCUUUGUCCGGAAAGAUCUCAUUGACUGGAUGCGGUGGCUAAGAUCCUCUGUUGGCUUCCAAGAUUUUCGUUUUGAUUUUGCUAAAGGUUAUGCUUCAAAGUAUGUAAAGGAAUAUAUCGAGGGAGCUAAACCAAUAUUUUCAGUUGGAGAAUACUGGGACACUUGCAACUACAAGGACAGCUAUUUGGAUUACAACCAAGAUAGUCACAGGCAAAGAAUUAUCAAUUGGAUUGAUGGCACGGGGCAACUUUCAACCGCAUUCGAUUUUACAACAAAAGCAAUCCUUCAGGAAGCAGUCAAAGGAGAAUUCUGGCGUUUGCGUGACUCUAAGGGGAAACCACCAGGAGUUUUAGGAUGGUGGCCUUCAAGGGCCGUGACUUUUCUUGAUAAUCACGAUACUGGAUCCACUCAGGCUCACUGGCCUUUCCCUUCACGUCAUGUUAUGGCGGGCUAUGCAUACAUUCUUACACAUCCAGGGAUACCAUCAGUUUUCUACGACCAUUUCUACGAUUGGGGUAAUUCCAUGCACGACCAAAUUGUAAAGCUGAUUGAUAUCCGGAAGCAUCAAGGCAUACACAGCCGUUCAUCUAUAAAGAUUCUUGAGGCACAGCCAAACUUAUACGCUGCAACCAUUGAUGAAAAGGUUAGCAUGAAGAUCGGGGAUGGAUCAUGGUGCCCUUCAGGGAAAGAGUGGAAGCUCGCGACCAGUGGCCAUCGCUAUGCAGUCUGGCAGAAGUAGUCUUACAAGCUAUUCCGUCACUCAAAAAUAUUAGUUGAAAUAUGUAUGUUUCGAACCCGCACACCUACUUCUAAUACUAGAUCCGCCUCUACAGGCUAGGAUGAAGAGAUAAGUGUUCCUCACAUUCAUUAGAAAUUGCAGCAUAGGAUGUAGUUUUGGUAAUAAUAGUUCUUGAGAAUGCCUUUUAUUGUAUAUCUACAAAUAAGGAGGUUUGUGCCUUUUCCAUGUGACAAGAUUAAAGUGUUCUUUUCUUCUACUAUUUAAGUUUUAGUAUAAUAUAUAAGAGAAUAUGACGUGAUUUUGGUCGUA